UAAAUAUCUUAUGAUAUUUAUCUCUGAUCUCCAUGAGAUCAGCAAGAUCUCGGUCAAAAUUUUGCACAGUUAGUACUGACACUUCUAGGUAUUUGCUGUCAGUAAAAAAUACAGGAACACUCUUACUAGCAAUCCUCAACUUAAUUUAUUAAAACAUUUUUUUUAGGGUGAAGCACAGAAAAUUGAAAAACUUAUGCAGGAUUUUGCUGAACAGUAUGUUGAAUGUAACCCUUCUGAUGAGAAAGGUGUAGUGGAUACCAUCCUUAUUCUGGCUUUUGCCAUUGUGAUGCUGAACACUGAUCUGCACAGCCCUAACGUCAAGAGAAGGAUGACAGAAAUUGACUUCAUGAACAAUUUAAAGGGUACAAACAAUGGUGGCGAUUUCCCAAAGGAAAGCCUGUUAGGAAUCUACAAUAGAAUUAAAAAGGUACCAUUAAUAAUUUGGUUAGUUAGUCUUCAGUUUGCUGCAAAAGCAGACCAAGACAUUUUUUAUACAGUGUUCCAUUCUUAAGUGUUCAUGUGAAGGCGGGCUAAUAAAAGGUUGAAGACUAGUGGUAAAAGGCCUUUGGUAUGACCCAGUGUUGGGCUGCCAGUUAAGCAGAGAGACAUCUAAAACCCAUGGAAAGUCCAGCUUGUCUGGUGCAAGUUGCUUUGUUCAGGAUGUCCCACUGUAUAAUGAACAAUAAUUAUAUCAUAAGCUCAAAAUUUCUAUUGUGUGAUAGUUGACGAGGGUGGAGCC
Messenger RNA from Orbicella faveolata, 739 nucleotides. Its product is annotated as IQ motif and SEC7 domain-containing protein 1-like. Gene Ontology annotation, biological process: actin cytoskeleton organization; regulation of ARF protein signal transduction. NCBI's taxonomy places the organism in Eukaryota, Metazoa, Cnidaria, Anthozoa, Scleractinia, Merulinidae. The record is from RefSeq and is a predicted model, not a curated record. Gene Ontology annotation, molecular function: guanyl-nucleotide exchange factor activity.